Molecule: messenger RNA, 1096 nt
Organism: Saccostrea cuccullata (small rock oyster)
Lineage: Eukaryota; Metazoa; Mollusca; Bivalvia; Ostreida; Ostreidae
Product: septin-11-like
Exons: 10
Coding region: 67-1080 (337 amino acids)
Biological process (GO): intracellular protein localization; cytoskeleton-dependent cytokinesis
Cellular component (GO): microtubule cytoskeleton; septin complex; cell division site
Molecular function (GO): GTPase activity; molecular adaptor activity; GTP binding
Source: RefSeq, a predicted model, not a curated record
GUUUAACUUCCGGUUGUUUAAAGGGAAGAACGGAAUCCCAAGAAUCUGUCAAGUUUGCUAAUAAAAAUGUCAACUCCUGACGUUCAGAGGAAAGAACAAUCGUCUGAUGGAGACACAUCAUUAGAUCAGUCAGCUGAUCUGUCAUGUGAUCAGUCACAAGAAAAUCUCGACCUGUCACUUAACCAGUCGGAAAUUAUUGCGGAAAAGCCAGCUAAGCCACCCCACCAGAAUACAGUGAGAAACUUAAAUCUCAAUGGCCAUGUGGGCUUUGACAGUCUGCCUGACCAGCUGGUCAACAAGUCAGUGGCCCAGGGCUUCUGCUUCAACAUCCUCUGUCUCGGUGAGACAGGCAUUGGGAAGUCUACCUUGAUGGAUACUCUCUUUAACACUCACUUUGACUCAACUCCCAGCACUCAUGACCUCCCAGGGGUCAAACUAAAGGCCAGCACCUAUGAAUUACAAGAGAGCAAUGUCAGAUUAAAGUUGACAGUUGUUGACAGUGUGGGAUUUGGGGACCAAAUAAACAAAGAAGACAGUUGGAAACCCAUUGUGGACUAUAUUGAUGCCCAGUUUGAAAAUUUCCUGAGUGAAGAGUUGAAAAUAAAGAGAUCCCUCCAUAACUACCAUGACACUAGGAUUCAUGCCUGUCUUUACUUUGUAGCUCCCACUGGACACUCAUUAAAGGCCCUGGAUCUGGUCACCAUGAAGAAACUUGACAACAAAGUUAACAUUAUCCCAACCAUAGCUAAAGCUGACACUAUCACAAAGGCUGAGUUGCAGAAAUUCAAAGCAAAGAUCAUGAAUGAGCUGAGUUCUAAUGGUGUCCAGAUAUACAGCUUCCCUGUAGAUGAUGAGACAGUGGCAGAAGCAAACAAAGUCAUGAAUGGUCAUGUUCCAUUUGCUGUGGUAGGAAGCAGUGAUGAGGUCAAAAUAGGUAACAAGAUGGUCAAGGCCAGGCAAUAUCCAUGGGGAACAGUUCAAGUUGAGAAUGAAAACCACUGUGACUUUGUAAAGCUGAGGGAGAUGUUGAUCCGAACUAAUAUGGAGGACAUGAGAGAAACCACACACAGCAAACACUAAAAAUGCUUCCGCAAGA